AUGGCUCCCACCACCCCCCUCCCGCCGAACCGCUCGCGCGCCAUCAAGGUGGAGCUCUACUGCCCCGAGACCGGUGACAAAGCGGACAACUUCCUCAUUACCCCGUCAAUGACACAUGACGACAUCAUCUUCAACGUUGAGCGCACACUUCGUCUCCGUGAUCAAGAGAUCUGGGCCUGCGACAUCAAUGGCGAGCUACUCUACAAUAGCGACAUGAACUCCUUCCACUUCAACAAUGUCGCCGAUGGAGAGAAGUUGCUGAUCGGUACUUACGACUACCACCGUAUCCGCCCAGAGCCUGAGCUCGAGGUCGUCUUGUAUCUUGAUGAUACAUCAGGCCUACUAAAGAGGUCACUCAGGCUACACAUCGGCCCACUGCCUACUAUCCUCAAGGCUAAGGGUCUACUCAUCCAGGCCACAUGCAAGGUCCGAUCUUUGGAGGAAGACGAUGACGACGAUGACGAUUUCUGCAUUGAAAACAUACUAACAUACAUGCAGCAACUCGGAAAAGAAGCUCUUCGCAACCACAUGAGCAAGCUUCGUCGUUGCGAUGCCCCCCUCCGCAAGAACGUUCUCCGCCUCGUCAAGCCAUACAGCCGUAUCGCGAGCUUAAUCAAGGACUUCGAUUCUGCGAACGCGAAGACACUGAAGCAGAAGUACAGUGUGUCCGCGUCGAAGCGCGACAUCAAGAGCUUCUGGUGGAUCAAGGACACGGCGAUGAAGUUUGAGCCGGGGGUCCUCGCUCUGAUGGCGAUUCUCGCUGAAGCAACAGCGGGUAACGACGAGAUCGCUUCAGAUGCGCUCAUCGAUGCGAAGAAGGCUCGUCUCGACAACACCCCUUGGGGUUCAAAGGAACUGCAAGAGGAAGACGUUCGCGAAGCCAUCAAGGCACUCUAUGAGGCUGCAGAUGCCCUCGAUUCCGUAUGGCCGGAGACCCAGGACAACAAGAAGAUCGCGGUCAAGGAUGCAAAGAAAGAACGCUAUGCGAAGGCUAGCGGCAAGGGCAAAGCGGUCAAGCGUGAUGCUGAUUUGGGUGAAGAGGCCUUUGAGGCUGCGCAUCCUGGCACGAUGGCUUCGCGCGAGAUGGAUGGGCUGGCCGGACUUAUGGACAAGAGCAAGUUGCCGGAUACGAUGGUGUCUGAUGACUCCGAUGAGGAGCCAGUAGUAAAGCCAGGUAGACUUCGGCGUACCUAG
Alternaria conjuncta is the source of this 1194-nucleotide messenger RNA. RefSeq lists its product as uncharacterized. The transcript is spliced from 2 exons. Lineage: Eukaryota; Fungi; Ascomycota; Dothideomycetes; Pleosporales; Pleosporaceae. Bases 1 to 1194 code for a protein of 397 amino acids. The record is from RefSeq and is a predicted model, not a curated record.